Magnolia sinica is the source of this 869-nucleotide messenger RNA. RefSeq names its product nascent polypeptide-associated complex subunit beta-like. The record is from RefSeq and is a predicted model, not a curated record. Lineage: Eukaryota; Viridiplantae; Streptophyta; Magnoliopsida; Magnoliales; Magnoliaceae. The transcript is spliced from 6 exons. Gene Ontology annotation, cellular component: nascent polypeptide-associated complex; cytosol. The coding region runs from base 121 to 600 and encodes 159 amino acids.
CAAACAUGGGCAUUUUCGGUAUUCCAUAAACAGAUAGACGUAUAAAUACCUCUUUACUCCUUCCUUCUUCAGCUCCCUGUUUCCUGCGGCGUUACCGUUCAGUCUCCAAACCCUACCAAGAUGAAUCGGGAGAAGCUCAUGAAGAUGGCCGGUGCAGUUCGCACUGGUGGAAAGGGGAGCAUGAGAAGAAAGAAGAAGGCCGUCCACAAGACCACGACCACUGAUGAUAAAAGGCUUCAGAGCACACUGAAAAGAAUAGGGGUGAAUGCAAUCCCAGCCAUUGAAGAAGUCAACAUCUUUAAAGAUGACCAUGUCAUCCAGUUCCAAAACCCAAAAGUGCAAGCUUCGAUUGCUGCCAAUACUUGGGUUGUUAGUGGUUCUCCUCAGACAAAGAAGCUGCAGGAUCUGUUACCUGGGAUCAUCAAUCAGCUAGGGCCUGAUAACUUGGACAAUCUGAGAAGGCUUGCAGAACAGUUUCAGAAGCAGGCACCGGCUGCAGGUGCUGCCACGCAGGAGGAUGAUGAUGAUGACGGUGAUGUCCCAGAGCUUGUUCCUGGAGAGACAUUUGAAGCGGCUGCAAAUGAGGGUCAGGCUUCUUAGGGAAGGGAAGUUUUUCAUUUCCAUUUUUUUUUUUCUGAAAGUUUUUUUUUUUUUUGUUGUUGGUUGUUUAAAUCAGUGUUUCUUAUUUUGUGACAUACUGAAAAGGCAGGUUUUUUCGUUGUCAUCAGUAGGGGAAAAAAAACCAGAGUUACCUUUUAUUUCGCUUGCAUGUAUGUGAGAUCCAUCAUCAUGAAAGAGUUAGUGUUGGCAUGAUGAGGGUUAGGGUAUCCUCUUUCAUUUAUUCGCCUAUGAAAUUACAAAUUUGUUCC